AUGACUCUCACGGCGCUGGAAAUUGAAGUCAUCUCGAAGAACCCGCUCGACGAUGCAUUGGAUCGCUUCCACGACAAGCUACGUACCCUCGACGAGACCGACCGAUCAUGGCAAGACACGACUGCAAGCAUUGUUUUGACGCUGGUCGAUACCGGCGCUGCGUUGAACCUUGGUUCUAGAGCCGGAAACGAGACCCUAUCCGAUGAUCUUUUUCCCCUAUAUCGGAUCAUCCUAAAAGGGCCUUUCAGCAGCGAACUUUUCCGCCCUCUUGUAUGUUGCGUUGUCGACAAGGCUCCCGAUAUUGACGUCUGGGAAGUGGUCUUCGAUACGAUCGAAACCUUCCACAGCACGUCUCCCCUAUCCAGCAUUGCCCCGACUUUCCAAGGAACACCAGUAAAGACAAGCUCGAGCCGGCUUGCCGAUAGCGAAACGCGCGAUAUUAUCGAAGAAGAGCUCUUCUUUGAGACAAAGGACUGUACCUUUCGCGGCGUUGCGGGUUUCUGCGAUAAGUUCUUCAACGCAAAGGACUGGCGCCCAGAGCAGAGAAAGAUGCAAAAGGCAGUGAUGGCGAUGCAUGAUGGAAAGAAAUGGAUAGGUUUCCCGGCAAUUCCCGACGAAAAACCGGUCUGGGACUGGCUUUGCUUGUUGGAAGAGCGCUCCUUGGUCAACGCGCCAUACAAGCUUCACACAACCAACACUGCCAACCAGUUCAAGGAGCGAAAAGGCCAGAUGGAUCUCUUCUUUCAGAUACCGGCAAAAGGCACGAGUAGUUUCAAGUAUAAGCAGGUCCUUGUUGUUGGGGAACAAAAGAAGUCGAAUGAUUCAAGCAAGUUCAAGGCAACUCUCCUCCAACUUACACGCUAUGUUCGAGGCGUCUUUGCCGAUCAACCAACGCGCCGAUUCGUCCAUGGCUUCACCCUUUGCGCUUCCAUAAUGGAGCUCUGGGUCUUCGACCGAUCCGGGCCGUACAGCUCAGGGCCAUUCGACAUUCACGAUGAGCCCGAAAAGUUUGCGCGCGCCAUUGUUGGGUAUGCUACAAUGGAUGACGAUACAAUGGGCCUGGACACAUUCAUCGAGCGAGGGGAUUGGCAUCGUUGUAUUACAGUAGACGAUACAAAUGGCAAUGAAAUGACAGCCAAGCUGGGGGUGCUACUAGUCAGGCAGAAGGCCAUUGUCUGCCGCGGAACGACGUGCUUCAAAUCCGGAAAUCAUGUUGUAAAGUUCUCCUGGGCAUCGGACAAGCGGAAGCUUGAGGUGCAACAGCUACAGCUAGCAGAAGAGAAGGGCGUUGAGGGGGUGGCAAGAGCAGUUGCGUAUUGUUGCAUUACUACUAUUGCAGAUAUGCGCAAGGGUCUCCAGUUUUCAGAACGUCACCGGUUCCGGAAUCACCAGUUCCAGGAUGAAGAUGCUCACUUGAAUGAUCUACCAUCGGUUGCAGCGGGCAAGACAUCAAGCAACAAGCGCGAAUCAUCGACCGAGUACACAUCCGAUGUGUCUAGAUCCAAGAGGCAGCGCUCGAGCCAUCAUCAAACGUCAAAGCUAGCCAGCAAGGUCAACAAUCAGUUCUCUGUCGCCAAGACUAAGCCGAGUUUAUAUACGCAAAGUAAUGACCUGUGGGAGAAUAAGAUCUACUCAUGCCUCAUUAUUUCGCCAGCCGGCCGUGUCAUUAGUAACUACAAGACGAUAAGGGAACUGCUGGAAUCAAUGCGCGACGCAAUCAGGGCUCAUCAGUCACUCUACACAGCUGGCAGCAUUCUCCAUCGGGAUAUUUCCUCGAACAAUAUUAUCAUUACGAAUCCCAAGGAAGCAAAUGGCUUUUCAGGAAUGCUUAUAGACCUUGACCUUGCCAUUGUAAAAGAUAGUAGCCCGAGCGGUGCACGACACCAGACGGGCACGAUGCAGUCUAUGGCUAUCGAGGUGCUGCGCAAGGUUGAUCAUACCUAUCGCCACGAUCUUGAGUCAUUUUUCUACGUCCUUCUUUGGAUGUGUGCCCGCCAAUCAUGGAAUAAUGGCUUCUCCGGCAAACGGAAGCCGCCUAGGGAAAGCUUAUUAAGGAAAUGGGAGGUCGGAAGUUUCAAGGACAUUGCGAGGACUAAAGCAGGCGAUAUGGCGGUUGAUGGGCUUGAAGCGAUUAUGGGUGAAUUUCCAGACGCCCUUGAAGCUAUCAAGCCCCUCUGCUUAAGGAUUAGGAAGAUCCUCUUCCCCUUGGACGAGGAUGAGAGGAUGAACUUUGGAACUCCUACUGGAGAUCCGAAUCAACUGUACGGGCCUAUUAUUGCAGCGUAUGAUGGAUCAAUCCGGGAGAUGUAG
Drechmeria coniospora is the source of this 2310-nucleotide messenger RNA. RefSeq names its product serine/threonine-protein kinase Sgk2. Gene Ontology annotation, biological process: protein phosphorylation. NCBI's taxonomy places the organism in Eukaryota, Fungi, Ascomycota, Sordariomycetes, Hypocreales, Ophiocordycipitaceae. The coding region runs from base 1 to 2310 and encodes 769 amino acids. Gene Ontology annotation, molecular function: protein kinase activity. The transcript has a single exon. The record is from RefSeq and is a predicted model, not a curated record.